UGUCGCGCAUGCGCGGCGGACGGGCAGAGUGGGCGAAGCCGAGCCGAGCCGAGGGCAGUGGAGUGUCUGCGGCGACCGGGAGAUGGGGAGCAAGGAGCCGCAGAGCAACGAGCUGAUGCUCAAGUACGUGGGCGGCGGCGGCUGCUGCCCGGACAAGCCCGGUGUCCCCAGCUUCGGCUGGAGGAUCUGCCUGGCGCACGAGUUUACAGAGCGGAGGAAGCCGUUCGAGGCCACCGAUGUGUCGCUGUCGCAUAUGAUCAGUCACCUGGGCCUGGGAAUCCGGUAUUUGAAAUGGUGGUACAGGAAAACACGAAUAGAGAAGAAAGCACCAUUUAUUGACACAUUUAAUUCCAUACCUUUGCGACAGAUUUAUGGAGCUCCAUUGGGUGGUUUUGGAGGAGGCACUAUUACAAGAGGAUGGCGAGGAGAGUUCUGCAGAUGGCAACUAAAUCCAGGAAUGUAUACUUACGACACUGUGAUUGAGAACCAGUUUACUGUUUGCUUAAGAAAGAAUGGAACGACUGUUUAUCAACAAGUCCUUUCAGUUGAGAGGCCGCACAAGCUCCAGAGUUGGAAUUGGGGAUACUGUGGAGAGUAUGCUUUUUACCACGCCCUUUAUCCACGUGCUUGGACAAUUUACAAUCUUCCUGGGCAAAAUGUAACGCUAACAUGUCGGCAGAUAUCUCCAAUUAUUCCUCACAAUUAUAUGGACACUAGUUUACCAGUUGGGGUCUUUGUAUGGGAAAUUGAAAACCAAAAUGAACAUGACCUGGAAGUCUCCCUUAUGUUUACUCUGAGGAAUGGUACUGGGACCAAGGAUGAUCAAAGAGGGGGUCACUGGAAUGAACCAUUCCAUUUGGAUAAAGAAGAGAGCAUUUCGGGAGUGUUGUUGCAUCACUGCACACCUGUAAAUGGCUAUACAAUGGCAAUUUCAGCAAAACACACGCAAAGUGCAACGAUUAGUCAUCAGACUGAUUUUAAUCCGAAUGACUUGGGGCAAGACAUUUGGACGGACCUGCUUCAGGAUGGAAAAUUAGAUUCUCCACCCGGUAAAAGUAAACCAACAGAGAAAGGACAAAUUACUGCAGCAGCUGUUGCAGCUACGUGCAGUGUUCCAGCAAAAAGUCAAGGUGUUGUUGAGUUUUGUCUUGCAUGGGAUAUGCCCAAGAUCUAUUUUGGAUCGGGAGAAAAGGAACAUGCAAGAUGGUACACCCGCUUUUUUGGGACACAUGGUGAAGCUGCUCCUGCUUUAAGUCACUACUCGUUAGCUAAUUACAAACAAUGGGAGCAAAAGAUUGAUGAUUGGCAGCGUCCAAUUUUAGAAAAUCACCAAUUGCCUGACUGGUAUAAGUCAGCCCUAUUUAAUGAACUAUAUUUUUUAUCUGAUGGAGGGACUAUCUGGAUACAGGUGCCUGAUGAUUUAAAUAUAACAAAUGACUUCAGUAAUCAGACGGCUGGACUUCCACCUUUACCCAAAGUGCUGAAGGAAUAUGGGCGAUUUGCAUAUUUAGAAGGACAAGAAUAUCGAAUGUACAAUACAUAUGAUGUACAUUUUUAUGCAUCAUUUGCACUAAUCAUGCUGUGGCCCAAAUUAGAAAUUAGUCUCCAAUAUGAUAUCGCUGCUGUUGUAAUGAAGGAAGACUGUACACAACGAAUACACCUAAUGACUGGAAGAUUAGCAAAAGUGAAUACACUAAAUGUGGUUCCACAUGAUAUUGGAGAUCCAGAUGAUGAACCCUGGGAGAGAGUCAAUGCUUACUUGAUUCAUGACACAGCUGACUGGAAAGAUCUCAACUUGAAAUUUGUUCUACAAGUGUAUAGAGACUACUAUCUAACUGAUGAUGGCACUUACCUUGAAGACAUGUGGCCUGUCUGUCAGGCUGUCAUGGAGUCAGAGUUAAAGUUUGAUACUGAUGGAGAUGGACUUAUUGAAAAUUCUGGCUAUGCAGACCAGACAUAUGAUGGAUGGGCUGUAACAGGACCUAGCGCCUACUGUGGAGGGCUCUGGCUGGCAUCUGUCUGUGCUAUGUGCAAAAUGGCGGAGAUCCUGAAAAAAGAUGAUGAAUACAAAAAAUACCAAGAUAUACUAAAAAGAGGGAAAGAAGCAUUUGAAAGGUUAUUAUGGAAUGGUAAAUACUACAAUUAUGACAGCAGUAAAAAGUGCUAUUCAAACAGUGUGAUGUCAGACCAGUGUGCUGGACAGUGGUUUGUACGUGCCUGUGGCCUGGGAGAUGGUGAAUAUGAGGUAUUUCCAAAAUCUCAUAUACAAUGUGCACUAAAGACGAUUUUUGAAUUAAAUGUAAUGAGUUUUGCUAAUGGAUUAAUGGGAGCAGUGAAUGGAAUGCGACCUGAUGGUACAAUUGACACAUCCAGUGUCCAGUCAGAUGAAGUUUGGACAGGAGUGGUCUAUGGUCUGGCAGCCACAAUGAUACAAGAGGGACUUGUCAAUGAAGGUUUCAAAACUGCAGAAGGUGCCUACAGGACCGUGUGGGAACGGCUUGGCAUGGCUUUUCAGACCCCAGAAGCUUACUGCAAGAAGAACGUUUAUCGUUCGCUGGCAUAUAUGAGACCGUUAAGCAUUUGGAGUAUGCAAUUAGCACUAAACAAAAUACAUAACUGAGUCAACUGAUCCUUUAGUUAUCUUUUGAUGAUAUUGGUCAUUUUUAGGCCAUUUCUUAUUGUAUUCUUUUGCUUUGUUCAUUCAGUAAUGUACCACUGCUCGCAACUGCAAUUUUGGAUGUGUUCCAUAUACCAUUAUUAUUGUUUUAAAUGUAUUCAUGAAUGUAUUUAAAACAUGUAUAUUCCUUUUUGUUGCGUAAUUCCAAUAAUAAUUUUGAGUAAUAAUUCAUUGAGGAGCAUGCAUGAUUAUCUAGCUUUCAAUUAUAUCAAUUAAUAUCCUUAAAAAUAAAUAAUCGACCCUUUAUACUUGAGCAUUGGUAUAUCCAUUAAAAUAGAAUGGCUGAACAAUAAAAAUUGUAAUGCAGGGAAACUGACAUGUUAACAUAUUCAAAUCUAUAGAAAAUCCUCCGAUUUACUGUGGCUCUAUAUUUACCAUGAGAAUUGGCCUUUCAGUCAGCCAUGAUAGUUGUUAAUGUUAAUGCAAAAGUCAUGAUUAUUUUGGCACGGAACAAUUAUUAUUGUAGAGUGGCAGGUUAAUAUUUAAACGUUGUUUGCUUUCAGGCAUAAAGUGUCAAUGAUUCCUGAUUCAGAUCAAUCAAUUAUUAAAUUUGCUAAUAUUUUUAACCCAGAUUUCAAAUUUCAUUUCUGGUAAGAUUUGCUUUGAUUGCAAUGUCAAAAUUGAAAAAUAUAGUAUCUAUGAAUAUGUAAGGUCAUGAACAGCAUAUUUGCACAUUUAUUUAUAUAAUCGGUCAAAAUUGGGAAACAAAUAGUUGUGAAUAUAUUGAUUUAAAGUAUUUCUGCUUGUAUUCCUAGUUUAACUGAAACAAAGAGGCUUAAAUAAGGCACUUCUAUUCGGGUUAAUUUUAGAUAUACUUUUGUGUACAUAGCAAAUAUUUAACACCAAAUGAAUUGUCUGAUUUAAAUCCACAAAGAAUAAAAUGAUCUGUACAUUUUGACUGUUUGCAAAUUGUUUAUAGGAUUUUUUUGUCGACUUAAACUUGAAUACAGUUGAGUAAAUAAUAAUUUAGAACAAA
Leucoraja erinaceus (little skate) is the source of this 3653-nucleotide messenger RNA. It is a transcript of the gene gba2, whose product is annotated as glucosidase, beta (bile acid) 2. Gene Ontology annotation, cellular component: membrane. Lineage: Eukaryota; Metazoa; Chordata; Chondrichthyes; Rajiformes; Rajidae. Bases 83 to 2620 code for a protein of 845 amino acids. The transcript is spliced from 17 exons. Gene Ontology annotation, biological process: carbohydrate metabolic process; central nervous system development; glucosylceramide catabolic process. Gene Ontology annotation, molecular function: beta-glucosidase activity; glucosylceramidase activity. The record is from RefSeq and is a predicted model, not a curated record.